AUCUGCGAACGUGAACGGCUGCAGCUUUCCAGUUGCAUCAACCUUCGACAGCACUAAACUUGGUUGGCCUGCCUUCUGUCUAUGUUCGAGCCGUAGUACCGAUUAGUGAUAAUCGGUUCUGGCGACAUGCGCUCGGGUUGCAAUUGGAUUGCUCCAAGAUUCGCUGUGUCUGCGAUAGACCAACCUCGAGCUGUCGGGUCCUUUCAUGGCAACAGCUAUAGGAAGCUGGAGGCCGCCACUGCACUUGAAGCCAGUCCUAGGAGCGGUCUUCCACAAACAAUUGACUUGUUACAGACCUACCGGGGCUUUGUAUCCCUCGGAAAGAUCCAACAUGACGAAGAACAGGUUAGGGUCGUAAUGCAACUUAGGCGCAUACAGAAAGACUUGGAUGGAUAUGCACCUCCCGUUCUUUCGACGCACUACAUGAAUUUUCCACAAGGGACACAUGGUCAAGAUUCCUCUGAGUUACAACCUUGGUGGCAGUCUCCCACAUUAAAGACGACGGAUGACGUGACUUCUGCCCAGAUGGCCGUCGUCCGUCGGCGGAGUCAUGCUGAAGAACUGGCAGAACUCACAACGCCAAAGGGUCUACUCUUGACAGGUCCACCUGGAGCUGGGAAGAGUUUCAUUGUUGACCUCUGGUUCAACAGUUUCCCAACGCCAUUCAAAGCGCGGAAGCAUUACAAUCAACUCGUAUUGGAGAUUUAUCGGGCGGUUUGGGAGGAAACUAAAAUACGAAUGGCCUCUGAAGAAGCUGUAGAGCAAGUGUCGGAGCCUCAACCAUGGACAAGGUCUCUUCGAGAUCAAUGGAGGCAACUGGUUUCUACCGGAUCCUUGCCGAUAAAGUGGACACGCGCGGCACGCCAGAACACUAGCUUCAUUGCCUCUCAUGGAUAUACUCAACAGACUAUUGCAUUUGCGGUUGCGCAGCGUCUUAUCCUCCGACAUUGGCUUCUCGUUUUCGAUGAGAUUCAACUACUGGAUGUCUCUAGUGCCACUUUACUUGCGGAUGUCUUAUCGUGGUUUUGGAGAAUGGGUGGCGUCAUCAUCGGGACAUCUAACAAAGUUCCCGAUGAUCUGUACAUGAAUGGUGUUCAACGUGAGCGGCUCGAGCCGUUUGUGGAAGCACUCAAAGUCAGAUGUCCAGUCUAUGUCAUGCGAUCUGAACGCGACUGGCGAGAAAUCAAAGCAGGUGACGGUCUUGAUAGAAGCUGGUUCACAUAUGAACAGAAGGCAGAAUUCAAAGCCAAGCUUGCAGAUGUCAUUGUGGAAGAGCCGACUGCCCGGAGCCUGAGUGUUUUUACAUUCUCACAGCUGUGCGAUGAGUCCUUAGGGCCCGCGGACUACCUCACGCUAUCAUCCCACUUCCAUACAAUCGUCAUCUCAUCCAUUCCUAUCUUGAAACUCUCCGCCAAAAAUCAAGCCCGACGUUUCAUCUCGCUCAUUGAUGCCUUAUACGAGUCUCGUUGUAGACUGAUCUGCUUAGCUGACGCUGAGCCUGCCGAACUUUUCUUUCCCGACGCAAAAGCAUCCCUGUCAGGAGAAUUUCGUGAAGCCCGAGACAUGGACGUCAUGAUGGCGGAAGCUGUUGCAGAGACACGAGAUGUGUACAGACCCAAUGUCUCUUCCUAUGAUGCACCUAACAUGGCUGAGGCGCCCGAGGUCCCUACAGCGACUGUUCCAUUAGAGACGCUAUCUAUUUUCUCAGGCAAAGACGAACAAUUCGCCUUCAAGCGCGCCCUGUCAAGAUUACUAGAAAUGACGAGCGAAAGCUAUGGCAAAGAGGCGGAAUGGACACCGCUUCCUGAAGAUGCACGAAAGUGGGAACGCGCAUCCGUCUCGGGAGUGUUCUCUGUUCAACCUCGGAACGAUGUGAAGCACACUUCCCGCGAAGCCAGUGAUACCGACUUCGCUUCGGCAGCGUCAUACGAAGGCCAUGCGAGGAUAGCACAGCGUCCGGAAGCUCCUCGCUUUCGUGAACAUCAUGCAUGGGGCAUGCGCGAGAGGCAGUGAGAUACGAAAGGCCCAUUUUCACAAGUUCACACAUCACUCUCGCGUUUCUCCGCUACUGGGACUUCACGCGUCAGAAUUUAUCGUUCACUUGGUCUCUUUCGCUUGUCCACCUGACUCGCAUUGGCGGAAUAAUUUGUCGGGCGAGUGGCGAGUUUUUCUUACACGCUACUUGUAAUCAGGAAACAUGAUUCUGACGCAUUUCAUCCGUGACUAGCUUCAAGCCUCAAGGGGUCCACGAAAAUCAUGGCACAAGUCGUGUCAAUCGAUGACCCUCAGUUUACAUGAAUUUGUCGAACCUGCUGGAUCACAAGCCCGAUGUAUCAAGGAGUAACUCAGCGUUGCAAGCUGGUCAUCAUCCUGGAUCAAUCGAUGUAACUUCCGCACAAAUUUACCACCAAGCUGGUUGUCCUCUUCGGUCAGCGAAACUCUGCUUGAAGUUCACUAUCAGUCUGAGUCCUGCGAUUGUCAACUCCGGUCACGUUCUUGGCACUACUUCCACCGAUGGCAGUACGCCCAAAGUUUAUCUUCACACCUGCCUCAUUGAGCUUUCUCCGCCUUCAUAUCGAAAGCGAGCUUCUUGAACUUCGUUCCUAUCGAUCGCCCUCUGCGGUCCGUAUUUCCCCCCCUGUCGCUUCGAUGGAAACGAUGUCCUGGAGAUAAUACAAUUCGCAAUGCACA
Molecule: messenger RNA, 2691 nt
Organism: Somion occarium
Lineage: Eukaryota; Fungi; Basidiomycota; Agaricomycetes; Polyporales; Cerrenaceae
Source: the annotation of a GenBank genome assembly